CGGCGCGGAGGGCGGGAGGGCUUCCUGCGGGGCUUGCCCUUGGCCGGCGGCCGACGCUGCCCCCUCCCGUGACGGACGACAGCGCCCGGGCCGGGCUUGGGCUCCCGUCCGCCCGCGCCUGUGCUGCCCGGGGUCCGUGCACUCCCUGGGCGCGGGGCCCCGGGGUAAGGGUAGCCCGUGCCGCUCGGGUUUUAAAGGCCGGCUCAGCCCUGUUGUUAGUCUUGUCUUCUCCAUCCUUCACCUUGGCUAAGAACCAUCCGGGACAUUUAAAAGAAUGAUUUUAAUGUGCCUCGUGUUCUACCGGCAAAAUGAGACUCCGUUCUGAAAUUUUUGGGGUGACGCCAGUUCCUUUCUCCUUGGUUGAAUUCAGUAUUCUGUAAAUUGGGAAAAGCCAAUUUUGUUGCGUUGCCUUCUUUUAAAUAAACCGAAAGAACACAAAGAUCCUGUUUGCUGUGUGGAAAAUGGACUGGAAAAGAGAAAGAAGUGGGAGCCCAUGCAGGAAACUGUUGGCAGAAGCCCAGAGCAUCUUCUAAGAAUUAGGUACCGGCAGAAGAAGCUCAAGAGACCGUGAGGCCUGCAUGGUCAAAGUCAUCAUUGUUCCAGUCAGAAUCCAUGAAGACAUGAAGGAAUGGGCCAGACAGAAUGAUGCAGGCCUGGAGUCUUUAUGAGAAAGAGUAUUGUCAAACCAGUGUCUGGCGCCAAGGGGAACACUGAGUGACCAGGAGUCUGGGUGGUGGCCUGAGCUGGGAGAAGGAAGACGCUCGUGGAAGGAAGUUGCAGGGGAUAGCAGCAUGGAAAAGAAAGCCCAGGACAGCAGAAAAGGUGCCCCCCAUAGAGCAGUGCCCCCGGCUGUGGGGCUGCUGCUCUCCAUGGCGCUCAUGAAUGCGCUCCUCUACUUCUGCCUUGACUGGUUUUUCAUCUCUCGUACACGCCCUGCUCUGGACUCUGCCCACUGUCCCCAGGGACACUUCAGAAUGGGACAGAUGAAAAACUGCUCACCGUGGCUGUCCUGCGAGGAGCUGAGGACCGAAGUGAGGCAGCUGAAGCGUGUUGGGGAAGGAGCUGUGAAGAGAGUCUUUCUGUCUGAGUGGAAGGAACGCAAAGUCGCACUCUCGCGACUCACCCGUCUGGAGAUGAGAGAUGAUUUCCUGCAUGGGCUGCAGAUGCUGAAAACCCUGCAGAGUAAACAUGUUGUCACCCUGCUUGGCUACUGUGAGGAGGACAACACUAUUCUUACCGAGUAUCACCCCUUAGGUUCCUUGAGCAAUCUGGAAGAAACGCUCAACCUUUCCAAGUACCACAGCGUGAACACGUGGCAGCACCGGCUGCAGCUGGCCAUGGACUACGUGGCCAUUAUCCACUACCUGCACCACAGCCCCCUGGGCACCCUGGUCAUGUGCGACUCCAGUGACCUGGCCAAGACCCUGUCCCAGUAUCUGCUGACGAGCAACUUCAGCAUUGUGGUCAACGACCUGGACGCCUUGCCCCUGGUGAACCACAGCUCAAGGACAUUUGUGAAGUGCGGCCACAGGGAGCUCCACGGGGACUUUGUGGCCCCAGAGCAGCUGUGGCCCUAUGGAGAAGACACACCUUUUGACGACGACCUCAUGCCCUCAUAUGACGAGAAGAUCGACAUCUGGAAGAUUCCAGAUGUCUCUAGUUUCCUUUUGGGGCACGUUGAAGGGAGUGAUAUGGUCCGGUUUCACUUGUUUGAUAUUCAUAAGGCAUGUAAGAGCCAGACCCCUGCAGAAAGACCCACUGCUCGGGAAAUUCUAGACACUUAUGAGAAGGUUUUGAAUCUGCUCAGAGAGACUGUGAUGUCCCAGACAAGAGAAAUGCUGUAAAAACCAGUCAGUGAAGAAUGGGUUUUCAGGAACAAAUGGAAUCAUUGCAGCAAUUUUUGCACUAAUGGUGAGUUUUUUGCUGUUCAGCAUGUGGUUCUUCCUCUGCAUCCACACCACGUGUGAGCUCUGCUCAUCCCCUGGGGACCUGGUCAGAUGCCUCACCUUCUCCCGCUGAUCACACCUGCCGAACAUGAGAGCAGCGGAUCUAGCCAUAUCUGAAGGAGGUAACAAACGUGUCACCACAUCGGGGUUCUACCCGCCCUAAUUACCAAACCUGUAAGCUUGUAAGAAACAUACAGAGAAAAGAUCCCUAAAUGGCAGGAUAUGAAAGGAACGUACAGUAGUUUUCCAAAGAAUUUUUUUUCCUCAUUUUUUUAGAUAGUUGUCAACGCUAGCAGGGUCAUGGGAGUAUUUGUGGCCUGUCGACAUCACAUGGUAUUGAUGAGGCCAUCUUUACUGUCUUAAAUGAUUAUUUAAAUGUUUACUUUAAUGAAUGUGAAGCUCUUGUGCCAUCCUCUUUCCAAAAAUAUAAAGGAGAACCAUGAUAGCUUGCUCUUUGAAAUUUUGAAUGGACAAAGAAUAUUUAGAACAGCAAGUAUGAGGGAAAUUAUGUCUGUGUCAUUGCCUUGGACAGUGUUUGUGAAAUUCUUGUUUACCUUCCAGCUAGGUUUUCUGUCUCCAAAAUAAAUUAUUAUGAACACUUUA
Hyaena hyaena (striped hyena) is the source of this 2549-nucleotide messenger RNA. RefSeq names its product protein O-mannose kinase (gene POMK). Gene Ontology annotation, molecular function: protein kinase activity; ATP binding; carbohydrate kinase activity. Gene Ontology annotation, cellular component: endoplasmic reticulum membrane. The record is from RefSeq and is a predicted model, not a curated record. Lineage: Eukaryota; Metazoa; Chordata; Mammalia; Carnivora; Hyaenidae. The coding region runs from base 792 to 1844 and encodes 350 amino acids. Gene Ontology annotation, biological process: protein O-linked glycosylation; carbohydrate phosphorylation; protein phosphorylation. The transcript has 6 exons.